Hyaloperonospora brassicae is the source of this 1665-nucleotide messenger RNA. NCBI's taxonomy places the organism in Eukaryota, Oomycota, Peronosporomycetes, Peronosporales, Peronosporaceae. The record is from the annotation of a GenBank genome assembly.
AUGCGAGGAUCGGUAGAUCCCAGCGCGGGAGAACUGCCUGCGCCGGGGGGCGAGCCGCCCGACCCAACGGUUGGGGAGCAGCGGUCCCAGCUUUCGGAGAUCUCGUCCCAAGGGGGGAAGUCUAAGCGUAACUGCGACGAACUAGACGGUGCACCAGCUGUGACUUCCGAGAAAGCCGACGCCGUACACCCUUCGCAGGCGCCGUUAUUGCCAAGCGGCAUUGCCCCUGGCGGGGAUUUUCAGACAGGAGAUGAGCCCAUCCCGUCGCCGAAAGUGCCUACCCCUCUUAAGGAUCAGCCUCUCCCGAGUCAGCCGGCGCAAGCUACGAACCCGGAGUCGCCGAGACAGCCGGUCCCGGUGGUCCGACCACAGGAUAUGUAUUCAGCACUGGUGGAGGCUAGGCAGGCGGCUCUCACGGAGCCCCCUCGGGACGCCUGGACGACGUCGCUGGCCGAGCUUUUCGCGAUCGUCCAUGGCAACGUCAAGGUGGAUGCUGAGCUCGUCCCACCUGAGAAGAAACGUUUCCCCAAACUGAGACGCGACGAAAAGGUUGUCCUGUUUCAGUUCUUCGAGGUAGCGUGUGUGAAUUGUAACGCUCCCUACGCGACAUGGGCUGACUAUGCCACCAAGGCCAUUCAGACAUUGUACAACACUAACUGGACUUUCACGCCGAUUUUGCAAAACAUGAUCAGCAAAGUGAAAUGGGCCAGGCUGAAACCAAUCAAUCAGUGGGCUUCUGCUCCCAAGAGAGACUCUGGCAUCAAUGAGGGAGGGGAUAAGGCUCCAGACCACGAAAAUACCUACAAGACGUUCAUGUUUAACCCGGCCGUGUACAACUUACAGGAUAUUGCAACGUUACGGUCGAUAUGCAUGCAGCCGGCUACGUCCAACAGCGGAAGUCGUCUUCGUGCAGGAACGCUUGACGAGUGGCGCAUCAUCACUGGUCUAGCAGAGGGGAGCAUCGUGUGCAGGCGCCUGCCUGUGUUUUUGAAGAGCGUCCUGGAUUCCAAGGAGCGGGUACGAUUAUCCAGGACGAUUCAAGCCCAGGUGGAAGGUGAACUUGUUUUGCAUCUGCGUAGUGGCCUUAACAUUCGGUUGUGUCGGCAAAGUACAAGUGCGAUCAAGGAGGAUAUCCUGUUGGCGGCGGAACGAUUGAGAGUGGACCAGGAGGUGCUCCGGCGCUUUCUAAAUGUUGCCAAGACCAUCAGCUACAACCCACUGCAACGCUGCAUUCACUUCUACUUUUUCGACAGAGUUACGGCUCGCAAUUUUGAGUUGGUCGCCGUGCCUUUUCGAGGUGUUAUUUACCGUGUAGCUAACCAGCAUCCUCCGUCGAAGGGGUCUGUCUGGGCCCGACAGAUCGGGCGCGAUGGAACACGUCUUGCUAGGGUACGGGAGUAUGCCGUGGAGCUCCACAACGUCACCCGGUUCACGGACAUUGGCAGACUUACGGCGUAUUUACAGGAACAUAUCGCUGCUGACUUUGAGCUGGAAGACCUGGAUAGCUGUACGCCUAACUCCCGUACUUCUACAGUCUGGAGGUUGACGAUCAAGAUGGCCGGAUGCCCGGACUUUUUGCGUGAGAUUGUGCGGAUCAUGUGGUUUGGCCGACCUAUCAUCUUAAAGCAUCCAGAGGAAGCAGGAUUGCCACCGACAGAGAAGUAG